Planococcus citri (citrus mealybug) is the source of this 1266-nucleotide messenger RNA. RefSeq names its product RNA-binding protein 42. Lineage: Eukaryota; Metazoa; Arthropoda; Insecta; Hemiptera; Pseudococcidae. The transcript has 6 exons. Gene Ontology annotation, molecular function: mRNA binding. The record is from RefSeq and is a predicted model, not a curated record. The coding region runs from base 81 to 1193 and encodes 370 amino acids.
CAAAUACAUUCCAGUUCAGGUCCAUUUCAACAUUUUCACUCGUUAGUUUUCACCCCCAAGUUGAAAGUCGAACUUCAAUCAUGGGGGACUUCAGCGAUAAUAAAAUGCAAACAAUGGUCGAUGAGAUGACGAGGUUCGAGGAAGAGAUAGGAAUGCCUUACAUUCCACCCAAAAUGGACCCUCGUACUGCUGCCAAUCCGCAGUACGUGAUUCGUACAAAUACCUUUAAUCAAGCUCAACAAAACCUUAUGCAAGGUCCCGAAACUACCAUGUUUGUACCGAAUCAAGUGUUGAAUCGGCCACAAACGAUGCCAGCUCAAGGAUCCGUGAAUCCAGCUUACCCGAGUAAUGUGAAUCCCUACAAUCAGCCGAUACCACCGCCGCCUCAACCGCCAUCUUUCGCAGCUCCAAUGAUCAUGAGACCGGAAACGAUUAAUAGACCGACCUCAACUGCGCCUGCUGUAUCUAAUCCUCCAACACAUCGACCUGAUCCGUCUUUUUUCCCUAGAAGUACUACAGCAGCUGCUGCUGCGCCUGCGGUACCUGAAAAUAAGCCCGAGACGAAUGCAGAUGGUACUCCCAAAGUUGUGUUGAGCGCUACUCCCAAGCUUUACGCUCCUAAAAUUGAAACGUACGAUUACACAAUUCCGGUCCCUUCUAGUACCAAUUACGAUUAUUCGAAACCUACCGAGUAUAAGAAAAAAAAUGACCCGAAUAAACCGGAUUACAUCAAGAAAGACGGCAAGCAAUACGCUCUACCUAGUAUUUCACCUUACGAUCCGGUAAAGAAAAGUAAAAAACAGAAAAAAUUCAUCAGGGUGUCCGGUGGACAAACUUGGGAAGAUCCUACACUAAGCGAAUGGGAAGAUGGUGAUUUUAGAUUAUUUUGCGGCGAUUUAGGAAAUGACGUAACCGACGAAUUAUUGACUAGGAUAUUCAGCAGGUAUCCUUCUUUUACGAAGGCUCGAGUAGUCCGCGAUAAACGUACGAAUAAAACCAAAGGAUUUGGAUUUAUAUCUUUCAAAGACCCGCAAGAUUUCAUCAAAGCUUCUAAAGAAAUGAAUGGUCGAUACGUCGGAAGCCGUCCGAUCAAAUUAAGGAAAAGUACGUGGAAGAAUCGUAAUUUAGAUAGCGUUAAAAAGAAGGAAAAAGAGAAAGCAGCUUUGAUAGCGUUACUCACUGGUAAAAAUUAAUCUGAAUGCAAUUGUCAUCUCGUGUAGAAUGCACACGUUGUAAAUAAUUUCGUAAUAAAUGUUUUUUUCGUUU